Fulmarus glacialis (Northern fulmar) is the source of this 1784-nucleotide messenger RNA. It is a transcript of the gene GMPS, whose product is annotated as guanine monphosphate synthase. Gene Ontology annotation, biological process: GMP biosynthetic process. Gene Ontology annotation, molecular function: ATP binding; GMP synthase (glutamine-hydrolyzing) activity; GMP synthase activity. The record is from RefSeq and is a predicted model, not a curated record. NCBI's taxonomy places the organism in Eukaryota, Metazoa, Chordata, Aves, Procellariiformes, Procellariidae. The annotation marks the transcript as partial. The transcript has 14 exons. Gene Ontology annotation, cellular component: cytosol.
AUGCGAAGCUCAUCUUCCAUGACCACGCUCUCGCAGGAAGCGGUGCAGUCGGAGGUGGCGACAGUUCAGGUGGCUCUCGGGACCUCGGUCCCAGGUCUUGGGUUUGUGAAACAGCAGGCAAACGGCAGGCUGGAGCCGGAGAACGCCGGAGGAGAGCUCAAGGAUGGGCAGCACCACUACGAGGGAGCCGUUGUCAUACUCGAUGCCGGAGCGCAGUACGGGAAAGUCAUAGAUCGUCGGGUGCGCGAGCUGUUCGUCCAGUCAGAGAUCUUCCCUUUGGAAACGCCAGCCUUUGCGAUCAGAGAACAAGGGUUUCGAGCUAUCAUUAUAUCUGGAGGACCAAACUCUGUGUAUGCAGAAGAUGCACCAUGGUUUGACCCAGCAAUAUUUACAAUAGGAAAACCAGUUCUUGGAAUCUGCUAUGGCAUGCAGAUGAUGAAUAAGGUAUUUGGGGGUACGGUGCACAAGAAGAGUGUUAGAGAAGAUGGAGUGUUCAGCAUUACUCUGGAUAACACAUGUUCACUGUUUAGGGGCCUUCAGAAGGAAGAGCUUGUGCUCCUCACUCACGGAGAUAGCGUGGAUAAAGUAGCUGAUGGAUUCAAAGUGGUUGCACAGUCUGGGAACAUUAUAGCAGGCAUAGCGAAUGAAUCUAAAAAACUGUAUGGAGCACAAUUCCACCCUGAAGUUAGCCUCACGGUGAAUGGAAAAAUGAUCCUGAAGAAUUUUCUUUAUGAUAUCGCGGGAUGCAGUGGUACCUUUACGGUAGAAAACAGAGAACUUCAGUGCAUUCAAGAUAUCAAAGAGAAAGUGGGCUCAUCAAAAGUCCUGGUUUUACUCAGUGGCGGCGUGGACUCAACAGUGUGUACUGCUCUCCUGAACCGAGCUUUAAACCGAGAUCAGGUCAUAGCUGUACACAUAGAUAAUGGAUUUAUGCGCAAAAGAGAGAGUCAGUCUGUGGAGGAAGCACUCAAAAAACUUGGGAUUCAAGUUAAAGUGGUGAAUGCAGCUCAUUCAUUCUAUAACGGUACAACAACUCUGCCCAUCUCGGAUGAGGACAGAACUCCACGUAAAAGAAUUAGCAAGACCUUAAAUAUGACUACAAGUCCUGAAGAAAAAAGAAAAAUUAUUGGUGACACCUUUGUUAAGAUUGCCAAUGAAGUUAUCGGAGAAAUGAAUCUGAAACCUGAAGAGGUUUUUCUUGCUCAGGGUACCCUCAGACCUGAUCUCAUUGAAAGUGCUUCCCUUGUUGCAAGUGGCAAAGCUGAAGUCAUCAAAACUCAUCAUAAUGACACAGAGCUGAUUCGAAAGUUAAGAGAAGAGGGUAAAGUAAUAGAACCGCUGAAAGACUUUCACAAAGAUGAAGUGCGAGUGCUAGGGAGGGAGCUUGGUCUUCCUGAAGAGCUGGUUUCGAGGCAUCCCUUCCCAGGUCCUGGUCUAGCAAUCAGAGUGAUAUGUGCUGAAGAGCCUUAUGUGUGCAAAGACUUUCCUGAAACAAACAACAUUUUGAAAAUAGUUGCAGAUUUUUCUGCAAGUGUUAAGAAGCCACAUACUUUGCUGCAAAGAGUCAAAGCUUGUACAACUGAAGAAGACCAGGAGAAGCUGAUGCAGAUUACAAGCCUACAUUCACUGAAUGCCUUCUUGUUACCAAUCAAAACUGUGGGAGUGCAGGGCGACUGUCGUUCAUACAGCUAUGUUUGUGGGAUCUCUAGUAAAGAUGCUCCACACUGGGAGUCUCUUAUGUUUCUUGCCAGGCUCAUACCACGCAUGUGCCACAACAUAAACAG